AUGGAGAAGCUCAUCAAGAAUCAAGAGACGGCAAGACAAGAUCAAGAAGCUGCAAGGAAAGAUCAAGCCCUGACCAAUAAGAAUCACGAGGCUUCAAUGAGGAAUAUAGAAAGACAAAUUGGACAAUUGUCCAAACAACAAAUUGAGAGACCAAACAAUGUUUUCCCAAGUGAUACCAUUCCAAAUCCAAGGGAGGAAUGUAAAGUUGUGCAACUAAGGAGUGGAAGGACUGUGGGAAAUGACAAAGGUGCUGACAAGAAACAAGCAGAAGAAGAGAAGGACCAGGAGAAGCUCAAGGAGAAGGAGGAAGAGCCACAAGCACUAAGGAAGGGAAAGCAAGUAAUAGAAGAGCAUCCACAAGAACAGAGGAAGGUGGUGAAGCCUUACAUCCUUCCUCUGCCAUAUCCUCAAAGGUUACAAAGAGAGCUCAAGGAUCAACAAUUUUCCAAGUUUCUGGAAGUUUUUAAGAAGCUGGAAAUCAACCUUCCCCUAGCUGAAGCAUUGGAGCGGAUGCCUUUAUAUGCAAAAUUCCUCAAAGAGCUCAUUAACAAGAAGAGAAACUGGAAUGAAAAAGAGACUGUGAUCUUGACCCAAGAGUGCAAUGCAGUAAUCCAAAAGGGUCUCCCACCGAAACUCAAAGAUCCUGGGAGCUUCUUUUUGCCUUGCACUAUUGGCAACAUGUCCAUUGACAAGGCACUGUAUGAUCUAGGAUCAAGUAUCAAUCUGAUGCCUUUAUCUAUGAUGAGAGGGCUGUCUAUAGAAGAAGUAAAGCCUACACAGAUGUCCUUGCAACUUGCUGAUAGGUCAAUGGUAAUUUCCAACGGAGUGGUUGAGAAUCUCUUAGUCAAGGUGGGUAAGUUCAUAUUUCUAGCGGAUUUUGUGAUCCUGGAUCUAGAUGAAGAUGGAGGUGAUUCUAUCAUAUUAGGAAGGCCUUUCCUAGCCACACCAAGAGCUAUCAUUGAUGUGGAGAAAGGGAAAAUGAUCUUGAGAGCACAUGAUGAGCAGAUCACUCUAAAUGUCUUUAAGGAGAAGACUGAUGUUGAAGAAAAACAAAAGGGUCAUGAGGAUAAGAAGGCUGAGAAGGGAUUGCAAAAAGAGGGUACAAGAGUGAUCAUUAAGAAAGCUCCUGACAUAAGGCCCGCUGCCAAGAAAGAAGAAUCACCAAAGAAAGGAAGGAAGAGCAAGAAAAAAGAUCCAAAAUGGUGGAGAAACAAGAAAAUUCCAACUGAAGAGUUCUCAGAGGGAAACAAAGUGAAAAUAAUCUACCAACAGUUGGAGACAUUCCCACAAUCUGAUGAUUAUUACACUGUCAAAAAAAUACUCUCGUUGGAACAUAUAGAGAUUGUUCAUCAAAGCACAGGAAAAAGGCUCACACAUGAAUUUGAGCUUUCAUGGGUAAAUUUGAUGGCUGCAUAUAUCAUUUUAAAACAUAUGUCUGAUUCUUAA
Messenger RNA from Arachis ipaensis, 1446 nucleotides. Lineage: Eukaryota; Viridiplantae; Streptophyta; Magnoliopsida; Fabales; Fabaceae. The record is from RefSeq and is a predicted model, not a curated record.